Messenger RNA from Musa acuminata subsp. malaccensis (wild Malaysian banana), 587 nucleotides. RefSeq names its product rapid alkalinization factor. Lineage: Eukaryota; Viridiplantae; Streptophyta; Magnoliopsida; Zingiberales; Musaceae. Gene Ontology annotation, biological process: calcium-mediated signaling. The record is from RefSeq and is a predicted model, not a curated record. Gene Ontology annotation, cellular component: plasmodesma.
UUGCUGCACCAGCUAACAUUUGAUCUCAGCUAUACAUAUACAUACAUAUUACACUGCUGCACUGCCUCUACCGAGCAACAAAUGGCGAUACCAGUGCAAAGCUCCCCGCUUUUGCUCGCCGUCCUACUCCUCCUGUCCACCGCGGCCGCCGCCGGCGGAUCUGGGAAGCAGCCCCCCCUUGGCUGGAUCCCUUCCCUGGCGGGGUGCCGCGGCACCAUCGCGGAGUGCCUCGGGGACGAGGAGCUCGACCUGGGAGCCGUGGUGAGCCGCCGCGUCCUUGCCACCUCCAGUUACAUCAGCUACGGCGCCCUCAGGGCCGACACCACCCCCUGCUCCCAACCCGGCGCCUCCUACUACAACUGCCAGCCCGGAGCUCAGUCCAAUCCGUACUCCCGUAGCUGCUCCGCCAUCACCCAGUGCCGGAGUUGAGCUUGGUAUACGUGCUCUGUUAGUACUGUACUUAGCUGGUUGUGCUAUCGGUGUAUUGGUGCUGUAAACAGAGUCUAUGUGCAACUUUCUGAUUAAAAGAAAGAAAGAAGAAUAAAAAGGUCUUAACUACUAAGCAAUUAUAUUUUGAUUGCAGAUAA